ACAGAGAAGCGCUCUUCAGUUUCUUCUCUUCUUCAACUCUUAAUUUCACUCUUUCAAUCUCUUGUUUCUGCAGCGAAGCCAAUAAUCAUGGCUUCCCUCAGGUGGGUUUCUUGGAUUUUGAUUGCACAUUUGUUUGUUUUAACAUUUGUGUAUCCAGAUUCUUCAUCCGAUUCAAAUAAGCUCAAAGAAAUUCCUAAAAUGUUCCUCCAAUUUGCUAAGGAACCCGAGCUGUUUGAUUGGAUGGUGGGAAUCCGUAGGAGAAUUCACGAGAACCCAGAACUUGGUUAUGAGGAAUUCGAGACCAGUAAGUUGAUUAGAACAGAGUUAGAUAAAUUGGGCAUUUCUUAUAAAUACCCGGUUGCAAAUACUGGCGUCAUCGGCUAUAUUGGUUCUGGUCAGCCCCCUUUUGUGGCCAUUCGAGCGGACAUGGAUGCUCUUGCCAUGCAGGAAUUGGUGGAGUGGGAGCAUAAGAGUAAGGUUCCUGGGAAGAUGCACGCCUGUGGUCACGAUGCUCAUGUUGCGAUGGUAUUAGGUGCUGCAAAGAUCCUUCAAAAGCAUAGUGAGGAGUUGAAAGGGACAGUUGUACUAGUUUUCCAACCAGCUGAAGAAGGAGGUGGAGGCGCUAAGAAAAUAAUAGAAGCUGGAGUGUUGGAUAAUGUCAAUGCCAUCUUUGGCUUGCAUGUUGCUCAUUAUAUACCUCUCGGUGAAGUGGCUGGACGGCCAGGACCCAUGUUAGCUGGUAGCGGCGCCUUUGAAGCUGUUAUCAGCGGAAAAGGAGGCCAUGCUGCAAUUCCCCAGCAUUCUAUAGACCCAAUUGUGGCUGCAUCUAACGUGGUUGUUAGCUUACAACAUCUUGUUUCAAGAGAAGCUGAUCCACUAGAUUCCCCGGUAGUAACAGUUGCUAAGUUUCAAGGAGGUGGUGCAUUCAAUGUAAUUCCAGAUUCUGUCGCAAUAGGUGGCACUUUCCGAGCUUUCUUGAAGAGUAGCUUGAUUCAACUUAAGCAACGCAUUAAAGAGGUUAUCACCGGACAAGCUGCCGUGCACAGGUGCAAUGGGACAGUCGAUUUUUUCGAGAAUGAGAUACCUCUUUUCCCUCCAACCGUGAAUGAUAACAAGUUGCACGAACACUUCCAAAAUGUUGCAGGAGAUAUGCUUGGCAUUGACAAGGUCAAGGACAUGAAACCAGUUAUGGGAUCUGAAGAUUUUUCGUUUUACCAAGAGAUGAUCCCGGGGUACUUCUUCUUUCUUGGAAUGAACAAUGAAACGUUGGGUCAGCUCGAUUCCGCGCAUUCCUCUUACUUUCGUAUCAAUGAAGAUGCACUCCCUUAUGGCGCAGCUCUUCAUGCAUCAUUGGCUACAAGAUAUCUCCUUGAACUCCCCUCACAAGUUACUUUACCAGACGAAAAACGACACGAUGAAUUGUAAGUUGCCUAUCGACCCGCUUGAUUAUAUGAUCUCAUUGAGCUGGUACUAAUGUCAAUCCCCUACCACAGCAUCUGUAUUCUGUUCUUUCCAUUUAAGCUUCAUCUGUUAUUGUACCUACCAGAAAUCAACCAGCCCAAAUGUUCCAAGAAGGUGAAACGCUGCACGUUUCCGAAAUCAACCAGCCCAAUCCCCUACCA
Messenger RNA from Cucurbita moschata (crookneck pumpkin), 1622 nucleotides. RefSeq names its product IAA-amino acid hydrolase ILR1-like 4. Gene Ontology annotation, cellular component: endoplasmic reticulum. The record is from RefSeq and is a predicted model, not a curated record. The coding region runs from base 88 to 1425 and encodes 445 amino acids. The transcript has 5 exons. Gene Ontology annotation, molecular function: IAA-Ala conjugate hydrolase activity. Gene Ontology annotation, biological process: auxin metabolic process. NCBI's taxonomy places the organism in Eukaryota, Viridiplantae, Streptophyta, Magnoliopsida, Cucurbitales, Cucurbitaceae.